Messenger RNA from Gopherus flavomarginatus (Mexican gopher tortoise), 1608 nucleotides. RefSeq lists its product as uncharacterized. The transcript is spliced from 2 exons. Bases 274 to 1509 code for a protein of 411 amino acids. NCBI's taxonomy places the organism in Eukaryota, Metazoa, Chordata, Testudines, Testudinidae. The record is from RefSeq and is a predicted model, not a curated record.
GAUAAAAUAAAAAAAGAGCAAGUAAAAAAUCACUUAGAAAAGUUAGAUGCCUGCAAGUCACCAGGGCCUGAUGAAAUGCAUCCUAGAAUACUCAAGGAGUUAAUAGAGGAGGUAUCUGAGCCUCUAGCUAUUAUCUUUGGGAAAUCAUAGGAGACGGGGGAGAUUCCAGAAGACUGGAAGGGGGCAAAUAUAGUGCCCAUCUAUAAAAAGGGAAAUAAAAACAACCCAGGAAACUACAGAUCAGUUAGUUUAACUUCUGUGCCAGGGAAGAUAAUGGAACAGGUAAUCAAAGAAAUCAUCUGCAAACACUUGGAAGGUGGUAAGGUGAUAGGGAAUAGCCAGCAUGGAUUUGUAAAGAACAAAUUGUGUCAAACUAAUCUGAUAGCGUUCUUUGAUAGGAUAAUGAGCCUUGUGGAUAAGGGAGAAGCGGUGGAUGUGAUAUACCUAGACUUUAGUAAGGCAUUUGAUACAGUCUCGCAUGAUAUUCUUAUAGAUAAGCUAGGAAAGUACAAUUUAGAUGGGGCUACUAUAAGGUGGGUGCAUAACUGGCUGGAUAACCGUACUCAGAGAGUAGUUAUUAAUGGCUCCCAAUCCUGCUGGAAAGGUAUAACAAGUGGGGUUCUGCAGGGGUCUGUUUUGGGACCGGUUCUGUUCAAUAUCUUCAUCAACGAUUUAGAUGUUGGCAUAGAAAGUACGCUUAUUAAGUUUGCGGACGAUACCAAACUGGGAGGGAUUGCAACUGCUUUGGAGGACAGGGUCAAAAUUCAAAAUGAUCUGGACAAAUUGGAGAAAUGGUCUGAGGUAAACAGGAUGAAGUUCAAUAAAGAUAAAUGCAAAGUGCUCCACCUAGGAAGGAACAAUCAGUUUCACACAUACAGAAUGGGAAGAGACUGUCUAGGAAGGAGUAUGGCAGAAAGAGAUCUAGGGGUCAUAGUGGACCACAAGCUUAAUAUGAGUCAACAGUGUGAUACUGUUGCAAAAAAAGCAAACGUGAUUCUGGGAUGCAUUAACAGGUGUGUUGUAAACAAGACACGAGAAGUCAUUCUUCCGCUUUACUCUGCACUGGUUAGGCCUCAACUGGAGUACUGUGUCCAGUUCUGGGCACCGCAUUUCAAGAAAGAUGUGGAGAAAUUGGAGAGGGUCCAGAGAAGAGCAACAAGAAUGAUUAAAGGUCUAGAGAACAUGACCUAUGAAGGAAGGCUGAAGGAAUUGGGUUUGUUUAGUUUGGAAAAGAGAAGACUGAGAGGGGACAUGAUAGCAGUUUUCAGGUAUCUAAAAGGGUGUCAUCAGGAGGAGGGAGAAAACUUGUUCACCUUAGCCUCCAAUGAUAGAACAAGAAGCAAUGGGCUUAAACUGCAGCAGGGGAGAUUUAGAUUGGACAUUAGGAAAAAGUUCCUAACUGUCAGGGUGGUUAAACACUGGAAUAGAUUGCCUAGGGAAGUUGUGGAAUCUCCAUCUCUGGAGAUAUUUAAGAGUAGGUUAGAUAAAUGUCUAUUAGGGAUGGUCUAGACAGUAUUUGGCCCUGCCAUGAGGGCAGGGGACUGGACUCGAUGACCUCUCGAGGUCCCUUCCAGUCCUAGAGUCUAUGAUUCUAUGAUUCUAUGAUUC